This is a messenger RNA of Carassius gibelio (silver crucian carp), 1466 nucleotides long. RefSeq names its product ankyrin repeat domain-containing protein SOWAHB. Lineage: Eukaryota; Metazoa; Chordata; Actinopteri; Cypriniformes; Cyprinidae. Gene Ontology annotation, molecular function: protein binding. The record is from RefSeq and is a predicted model, not a curated record. Bases 134 to 1384 code for a protein of 416 amino acids. The transcript is spliced from 11 exons.
UCGCUGUGCUGCUCAUGAAUAGAGCGUUGCGGUUUUGUCGCGUCGCGUCUCUGGUGGACGCAGCGCGUUAAUCCUCUAAACGCGUCGCGAUCCGCGCUCUGACACGCGCUCAGGAAUCCCUGCACCAUUAAACAUGACUUCCGCGAAUCAGACAGGAGCAGAGCGGGAAUGUUUGGACCUCGCGCCUGCAGGAGGAGGAACACACGACACCCACACUACACCCGAGCGACGCGACGCCCGGCCCGGGUCAGAUGCUGGUUUCAUGGAUCAAGAAGGACCUGCAUUUUCAGUUGAGGAAAAGGAGUCUGAUUUUUCGGCUCAUGAGUUGAUCCCAUCUUCAGCGCACACUUCAGGAUCAGGCCAGCACCUCUGCGAAGGGUUAAAAUAUCUCACCACCAGCACCACACCAAAACCAGCCCAGGCCUUCGUACAGGAGUCCACAGCCAGUCAAACUCCAGACGCAGGACCUGAAGCGAGCCUGGAGGAGCAGAGAUCUGAUCAGGAGGAUCUGAGGAGAGACGAGGAGACGUUCAGGACACAGAGAAGCUGUGGAGGUGAACCAGAGCAAGGGAUGCCAGCUGUGGUGGUCACCCGAGCUGAAGAGGUUUCAUCAGACCAGGCGGAGGACAAACAUUUAUCUGUGAUGCUUGAGGACAUGAUUCACAGUGAUUCCAGUCGUAAUGCGAGUCCUAGCGAUGGCACUGAUCUUAGCAGCAGUGACCUGCUGUCCUUAAGAAGUGACACCGUAUCUCUGCUCAGUGAAGCGGCCAUCUCAUGCAAAAGUGAUGAACAGGAGGGACCUGAGGAAGACACUCGGAGCAUCGCCGCAUCUUCAGUUAUGUCACUGUUUCAACGGGUACAGAUGGACCCCAUUGAGAAAGAAUGGCUGCGCUGUGCAGCGCUGGGAAACACUGCCACCCUGUACCUGCUCCUACAACAGGACCCUACACUUGUCUCCAAAAAGGACUUUGUCACCACGGCGCUCCACUGGGCGGCCAAGCAGGGCCGUGUGGAGAUGGUGGACAUGAUGGCUCGCUCCGGAGCGGACGUCAACCAGAGAGCGGGUUACACACCGCUCCACCUGGCUUCUCUACACGGACAUGACAAAAUCAUCCAGCUGCUAAUCAAUAACUACAAUGCCAAAGUUAAUGUAAGGGACUAUCACGGGAAGAUGGCAGCUCAUUACUGGAGUGGCAGCAGGGAUAUUUUUACCGAACACAGAUCUCAUUCUGCUGGCAGCUGGCCGAGGGGGAGGCGGGCCCAGUGUUACGCACAGCUGUCUGCGCUCCUGUCUCGCUCUCAGAGCAACAGAAGCAUCAGUGCAGAGACGUCCAGCAGUCCACUACAGCCCCAUCACCCUCAUCCUGACACACACUCAGCAUGAACCACUGCCCGGUGAUCGUCAAGAAGUCAUCAAAUCAGUCAUUAAAGGAUUCGUUCCAAUAAAAUGAAUAUGCUGUCAUCAA